AUGCACGAGAUCCUCCUAUUCGCCUCCGUCCCCGCGUCCCAGCACGACGAGCUGCUGCACCAGCUCGCAGGGUUGGCGGCCAUGCAGCCCACGGCCGUGCUGGAGCGCCGGCUGCUCUUCAGGGCCUUCCGCAAGCCGGGCUUCAUCAAGCCCCGCGUCGGCGGCAGCCAGGCGCAUGGCCAGGAGGCCCAGGUCGGCGACGUCCAGCGGCUCAGCAAGAUGCUGGGCUCUGGCAUGUACCAUCUCCAGGUCGUCAGCGACCUCGACAGAGACAGCAUAGGCGGCACCGCGGAGGACCAGGCGGAGUGGAGGGUCGAGUUCAAGGAUGUGCCUGACGCCGGAGCUGCGACUGGAGUGACCACGCGGUUCGCGGGCACCGCUCGGCUGCCGGACGACUACAUUUUCGUCCUGAACGAAUGGGGGUUCAACUACCACUCGGAAUACGUCGUGGAAGGCAACGUACUCGUCUUAGACGACGCCGUGCUCUUCCUCCACCGCAUACUGAUCAUCCCUCCAGAGCUGCAGAAGCCAUCACGGCCUGGACGGCCGCUCUCGGUUCUCCCGCCGUACGAUAAGCUCACUCCCCUCGACCCCAGUGGAGGAUACGUCCUGCAGGCCUGCUUCACGAUACAGGACAGCAGCAGUCCGGACCUGCUCAGGUCGACGUCCCAGCGCAUGUUGGCGUUGAAGGAACAGCUCCGGCCGGCCAUUCGACUAGAGCCAGCUGAUAGACUGGCCCUUGAUCCUAGAGUAAAGGCUGGCACGGUCUGA
Arthroderma uncinatum is the source of this 771-nucleotide messenger RNA. RefSeq names its product mediator of RNA polymerase II transcription subunit 18. The coding region runs from base 1 to 771 and encodes 256 amino acids. The record is from RefSeq and is a predicted model, not a curated record. Gene Ontology annotation, molecular function: transcription coregulator activity. Lineage: Eukaryota; Fungi; Ascomycota; Eurotiomycetes; Onygenales; Arthrodermataceae. The transcript has 2 exons. Gene Ontology annotation, cellular component: core mediator complex; mediator complex. Gene Ontology annotation, biological process: termination of RNA polymerase II transcription; regulation of transcription by RNA polymerase II.